Messenger RNA from Talpa occidentalis (Iberian mole), 764 nucleotides. RefSeq names its product vitamin K epoxide reductase complex subunit 1 (gene VKORC1). Gene Ontology annotation, biological process: peptidyl-glutamic acid carboxylation; vitamin K metabolic process. Lineage: Eukaryota; Metazoa; Chordata; Mammalia; Eulipotyphla; Talpidae. Gene Ontology annotation, molecular function: vitamin-K-epoxide reductase (warfarin-sensitive) activity. The coding region runs from base 1 to 492 and encodes 163 amino acids. The transcript is spliced from 3 exons. The record is from RefSeq and is a predicted model, not a curated record.
AUGGGCUCUACCUGGCGGAGCCCGGGCUGGGCGCGGCUGGCGCUGUGCCUUGCCGGCGUAGUGCUUUCCCUCUACGCGCUGCACGUGAAGGCGGAGCGCGCCCGCAACCGGGAUUACCGCGCGCUCUGCGACGUCGGCACAGCCAUCAGCUGUUCGCGCGUCUUCUCUUCGAGGUGGGGCAGUGGCUUUGGGCUUGUGGAGCAUGUGCUGGGCCAGGACAGUGUCCUCAAUCAAUCCAACAGUGUAUUCGGUUGCAUCUUCUACACACUACAGUUGUUGUUAGGUUGUCUACGGAGCCGCUGGGCAUCUGUCCUGCUAGUGCUGAGUUCCCUGGUGUCUCUCGCUGGUUCUGUCUACCUGGCCUGGAUCCUGUUUUUUGUGCUCUAUGAUUUCUGCAUCGUCUGCAUCACUACCUAUGCCAUCAACGUGGGGCUGAUGGUACUUAGCUUCCGGGAGAUCCAGAAACUGCAGGGCAAGGUCAAGGGACACUGAACCUUUACCCCAAGCCAGGCUGACUAUAUUUGUUCUGCUUUGGCAUGUGAGCUUUGCCCAAGGGGGCCAUGUCUGGGUCCAUAGAAGACUUUGCAACCAGCCCCCACCAUAUUCCCACACAGGACAAUGGACCAAACGUGCCGUGCUCAUUCCUUCACCCUAGUGCCUUUGACUCUGUCCCCAAGGGCUGGUCUUCAAAGCGCCUGCGAUUGCCCAAAAAGGGAAGCAAUAAAAUUAUUUAAAUAAAUUGGCCAAGUCUGAGCCAUCUCUGU